UUCAUGCGAGGAAGAGACAAUGGGAAAAAUGCGAUUCAACGAGAAUUCAGCCGCAAACUCCGGCACGUGUAGGGCACGUGGGUCUUCUUUUUUAACAACGAAUUUUCAUCUCGACUUUCGUCUCUUAAUUAUUUUAUUGACCGUAAUUAAAUUAAAAUCUAGAUUUCGACCCCAUGAUCUCUUCCUAGAUAAGAAUUAGCGACGACGAACACUUAUCCUUUCUUUGAUGAAACAAGAUUCUUCUAUUUAGUUGAAAUUUGGAAAAUAGUCGAAUUUUGUCCCACCCUUGACACCCUCACUAUCUACCUACUCUCUAAAAAGAAUCGCAAUGUCAAAGGGGGUCGACCACCAACCUGAAAAUGUCGAAGCUGUCACGACGACGACGAAAAGUGGACCGGAAAUCGUCCUCGGAGAGAAAAAUAGUUCUGAAGAAACGACUGCAUCCCCAACACAAAAUUAUCUUAUAUUAUAUUAUCUUAUUAAGGACGAGCCAUUGGAAAAGGGAUCGAGUUUUGAAAGUUCUCAAGAGAACCGACAACUUCCUCCUCACUCCGCCCAACCACGUGACCCAUCACCACGUGACGAUGACCACGUGCAGCCGCCAUCGACUAGCGGAAAGUCACCAAAAAUCAAGAAACCAAAAAUAUUCCCGUGCAAAACAUGCCUUCGUCCCUUCACCAACCGAACCAGUGCUGACCGCCACGCCCACACCCACCUCAACUCCUCCGAGCUGGAGAAGGCCUCAUUUUACCACUCGAAGUGCCCCCACUGCAAGAAAGUCUUCUUCCGUCGUAAAGACUUGACCGAUCAUCUCUUCGUCCACAUGAGCGCAGAUGAGCGCGCCGAGGUGCGGCAGGGAUGGCGACAUAAGUGCUAUUUCUGCACAAAACGGUUCAAAAGUCCGUCCCAUCUCAGUCGUCAUCUUGUGACCCACACGAAGGAAAAGUUGGGUGGGAGGUGUCACACUUGUCGAAAAACAUGCUCCUCCAAAGAUUCCUUGAUCCGUCAUCUCUUCUCCCAUCUCCGCGACGAGGAAAAAGCCGCCCUCGUGAAGCAGGGGACGAGUCGAGUCUGCCUCUUCUGCCAGAAGAUAUUCCCCUCCAACGGCACUUAUCAUGCCCACCUGGUCUCCCACACGAUGGAGAAACCCUUCCGUUGCGACCAGUGUGGGGCGCAGUUCGCUAAUAAUAAUAUCUUAACCAGGCACGCCCGCAUUCACAGCGCGGAUCCGCGACCCUUCAAGUGCACCGAGUGCGACCAAGCUUUCGGUCGAAAAGAACAUCUGGCCAGGCACAAGAAGACGGUGCACGGGGGGCUGAAGGACAUCGCGUGCCCCCAGUGCGGCAAGAAGUUUGGCGAUAAGAGUGACAUGAUCCGACAUGUGAAAGGUGUGCAUGGCAAGAUCCGCCACCCCUGCCCCCACUGUGGGGAGAUAUUCACGCAAAAAGGCAACCUUGGGAGGCACAUGAGGAAGGUUCAUCCCCCAGAAUAAAGUCCUUCGUUUGUCGACUGAGCCCUCGUCAAAUUUCAUGUAAUGUUUCCAUGCGUUAGAUUUUUAUAUGUUCCCGAUGUCGCCAUUUGUUACGAGAUAAUUAUUCUCGUAUGACUGAUAAAAAUGGAAUAAUUGAAUUAGUAAGGUGUAAACAUGACCAAUUUUUUGUUACCGUUUUGACCACGACGAUUUUUAAUUAGUAAAGUCAUUCUAUUUUGU
Messenger RNA from Folsomia candida, 1711 nucleotides. Its product is annotated as zinc finger protein OZF-like. The transcript is spliced from 4 exons. Gene Ontology annotation, molecular function: RNA polymerase II cis-regulatory region sequence-specific DNA binding; DNA-binding transcription factor activity. Lineage: Eukaryota; Metazoa; Arthropoda; Collembola; Entomobryomorpha; Isotomidae. The record is from RefSeq and is a predicted model, not a curated record. Bases 329 to 1492 code for a protein of 387 amino acids. Gene Ontology annotation, biological process: regulation of transcription by RNA polymerase II.